Daphnia pulicaria is the source of this 1047-nucleotide messenger RNA. Its product is annotated as serine/threonine-protein kinase/endoribonuclease IRE1-like. The transcript has 4 exons. The coding region runs from base 1 to 1047 and encodes 348 amino acids. Lineage: Eukaryota; Metazoa; Arthropoda; Branchiopoda; Diplostraca; Daphniidae. Gene Ontology annotation, molecular function: protein serine/threonine kinase activity; ATP binding; RNA endonuclease activity. The record is from RefSeq and is a predicted model, not a curated record. Gene Ontology annotation, cellular component: IRE1-TRAF2-ASK1 complex. Gene Ontology annotation, biological process: IRE1-mediated unfolded protein response; intrinsic apoptotic signaling pathway in response to endoplasmic reticulum stress; protein phosphorylation.
AUGCCCAUCACUAUCACGGCAAUGGGAUUAGCCACCAAGCUUUCGGUUCCAUUAUCCAGGACGCCCAUACCACCGAAACCGCCGCCUGCUCCGCCAAAGCGUGGUUGUCAUGCCGGGAACCGCGGUACCAACGAACGUCCCAGCCCAAAUCGCCCCAGCUCCAGCCCUGGAUCCAGACAUCGAGCUGCGCCAGAGACAACAACGUCGGCCCCGGAACUACGGCCCGGCAACUUGACGUUCAGCCAGAACACACAGCGCCCCGCUUCGCUACCCGGCCUAGCGCCGGAACAUGCGAGCCGCAACACGGUGAGAUUUGAAGAAAAAAAAGAAAACGUACUCGGCAGUCAAGGGUAUGGAACCGUGUUCAUAGGAACUUUCAAAGGAAAAGAAGUUGCUGUUAAAGUAACAGUGAAGGUGCAUUCAGAUGAUGAAAGAAACAAAGAACAGAAACGGGAAAUGGAGGAACAUCUCCAGUUGGAUCACGAAAAUGUUUUGAAACUUAUGCACGUCGAUGACUCACUGGAUAAAACGUACCUUAAGCUCGAAUUAUGUGCCUGGACACUCUAUGAUUAUUGCGUGAAGAAAUACGAGGGACCCAUGCCGCGAGACAUCAUAGUUUUAUAUCAAAUCGCCAAUGGAUUGCAUUACAUCCACUCACGAAAUUUAGUUCAUCGCGACGUCAAACCGACCAACAUUCUCAUCUCAAUGUCGACACCCGUCCAAAUCAAAUUGCCCGAUUUCGGAUAUGUCAAGAAAAUUAGUCCUCAGGGGACAUUUACACAGCAGAGUGGAUUGAAAGGGAUUCUGAAUUGGAUGACGCCCGAAAUUUUGGAGCUUAUGGACGACAUUAUCACUGAAUAUCCGCACGGAGAAAUCCAAAGCGACACAUUCGCUUCCGGCUGCGUCUUUUUCUACUUCCUGACAGGCGGUAAACAUCCCUUUGGCAGCAAUUCUUUUAGAAUUUCGAUGAACAUCUUAAGUAACAAUCCCAUAGAGUUUAACAAACACAUUCAAAGUAAAUAUUUUACUUGUAUUGCAUCAUGCUGA